AUGGCCGAGAGGCAGCCAAUGCUCUCGUUUGCUAAAGUAGUAUCAGGCCAACCCGCUGAUUUUUCAUCAAUUGACGCAGCAGCCAUUCCUGAAAAUGUACCCACACCUAUUCAACCUGCAUCAGUGAAUCACAAAGUCGACAGUGGAAACACAGAACGUCAUUCGAAACACGAAGAAAAACCGCGAAACUACAAUAAGAAGCGAUUCACGAAAAACAAAGGCGACCGCGAGCGCCAUGAACGAAAACCCAAACCAGAACCUGUAAAGGUUGAAAAGCCGGCGCCUCCACCGGAAGAAGUGAAGCCGGUCGAUCCUCCAGUAGUCUUGGAACCUGCUCCACUUCCCGCGGUAAACGCCUGGUUCAAAAACAAAGGUUUUUAUAUUAUUAUUGAUUGAAAAAUGUUGUUUUAUUGCAGCUGAGGGUGCCGCUUCCGCUGCUCCAGCUGCUGAAGUAGCUGCUGAAGCUGUGGAACAUAAAGAGGAACCAGUUGUUAAGGAAGAACCAAUCACUGUAAGCUAGCAAUGAAAACGUCUUUCGGUAAUUUUUCUUAAAUUUGUUAUAUUUUAGGUCACUGCUACUGCUCAAUCGUCGACUUCGUCACCUGAACAUAAGCCAGCUCAAAAGGAUAGCGAAUGGCCUUCUCUAGAUGAUAAUGGAAUAGUUUCUCCCACCAAUUCUGACACUCAGGUUUGUAAUAUCUUAGUUUUCUUUUCUGUUUCGCUAAUUUUAGGUGAUACAAACUGAGUUUAGUAUUUACAAGAAAUCAAUUCAAAUUUUGUCCUAUUUUAAGUUUCGGUCUUUAUUUAACAACACCAGUAUUAAAUUUAGUAAACUUUAUAUGAAAAAAAACCUAAUUUUUUUAUAGCUUGAACUUCUUUCUACUUUAUACGGUACAUUUCUGAAGUUUUUUUCAUUUUUUGUCGAAGAUUUUUUAUUUAGUAAUCAUUAUCUUGUCAAAAUUCCAAACUACUUCAGUCUUCCAUUUGGAAGCUUUCUCAUUUUUUUUUCCUUCUUUAAAAAAACUUUCACCUUUUGUAGGAGAAUUUGGACUCUGGAACUAGCAACCAAAAAACGGGUAAAACCAGUAAAAACAGCUGGAAACGAGUGGACAUAGCAGUUGACUACGGAAACAAAGGAAAAGGCUCUCGAGACAAAGGCUACAAGAGGAACAGUGAAGACGCUGGUUGGUUUUUUGGAAAUGUGGCGAUUUUUGUGUGGGAAAAAACGGGCGAAUUUCCCACGAAAAUUUGCGUUUUGCAGGGAAAAGGAACUCGGCUGACGGCGAUUCGGACAGCGGCGACGAGCAAUACUGGUAAGCUUUCGGGUUGAUAAUUAUAGCUUGCGUGUCAAUAUCCAACCCCUUUUAUUGCCAUUUUUCUGUUCCUUCCUGCCAUUUUAAUUGCCACCUAUGUUUGGUCCUUCAAAUCGAUCAUUCUCAACGUGUUUGUGGUUGAAAGUGUUCGCAAAAGGAGGGAAAUUUUUGUAUUUCUAUUGAUGGCACGGAGAAAGAAAAAAAAAUUUGUUGUUGCGUUUUUGGCAGGCCCCCGAAUAGAUAGACCUUCAGCGCGAGGCAGCUGACAGCUCCUCUGCAAUGUGCCUUUGCCGUCUAUUCUCUCUUACGGCGUGCAAUGUCUGCCGAUAGGCCGCGCUGCGUCUCAUGUUUGCCUGCCCCUACUGGGCUGCCUUCAGUCCGAAUAUAUUUUGUUUUUGGUUUUGUACUGCAGCAGCAAAAACUCCGUUCCCCGCUUUUUUUUUCUCGUGUAUAGUGUGUGACUCGACACCAAAAAUUGUAUUUGGAAAAAAAAAAUUCGGCUUGUUUUGCCGCUCUCUCUCCCAUGCCGUGUUGCAAGGUAGUUUUGGAACACGCGAAAUGAUCAAAUUUCUCGUAGAAAGUGACGACGCGAAAUGCCACUGAAUUCGCGUUUUGGGUGACUCACGCGUUUCGCUGCUUUUUCUUGUUCUCUGCGAUGACAAGACAAAGAGUGAGAAAAAGUUCAAAAUGUAGUCUUUUUUCGGAAUUUUUCUAGGGUUCUCAUAGACGAAGCAAUUUUUCAUGGAUUCAAAAACACUCGAAGAGCCCUUCAACUUUAUAAAAUUAUUUUCUUCACAAUCAUAGGGAUUUUUGAAUUCAUAGAAAAUUGUUCAUUAUUGCCAACACGCCAAAAUGAAAAAUGGCAAUAAAGCACGUGCGUUAAGUUCACCCAAAACGCACAUUUCCGGAGUAUCAAGACGUCACUGCAUAAAAAAGAAAUUGGAUCAUUUUGCGCGUUCCGGAAACACUGAAAGCUUUUUCUCUUUGCUCUUUUCUUUUCCAAAGUAAUAAUUGUUUGCAGUUGCAGGGUCGUGGAUAACGGCGCGAAUGGAAUUUACUAUCAGCAAGGAGCUACGCACGGUUGGAAGAAGAAAGUGAAAGACAACGACAGCUCAUCUCCGGACUCGCCGGUGAAGACGUCUUCUCCUGUCGACGACAGGUCCACCAACCGACACUCCUACAAGAAGCCUUUCUCGCCGACGCACGAGGAAAAGUUCGCGGCGAUCGUGAUGAACGGCAACGGUCGCGAGCAGAACGACAAGUCCUCGUCGGUCUCGCGCAACGGCUCCACCAAGUCCGACUAUUGGCACAAGAACUCAGAGCGCAAGGACGCGGUUGAUAAGCCAAAGGCCUACUAUCAGCGCAACGAUCGUUGGCAAGCUCGCGUCAACCCGCAUGCGCCUCCAAAGUUGACUCCUGCUCAACGGAAGGAACGUGGACCUCUACCAAGAUGGGAGGACAUCCAGGACGGCGAGGACAACUUCGACUACAUGACUCUGAUGGACACACAAUACGCGCAGUUCUACACGCCGCAGCAGUUCGAACCGAUGCCUCUGCCUCCAGACGCCCACAACGCCACUUUGAUGAUCCAACAAGCGCAGCAUCACAUGGCCGCUUUCGGAUUCCGGCCCACCAUCGCCAUGAUAGCCCCGCCGCAUGUCCUUCCCGUUUCUCCGCCGAUGGACAGCCGGCCGGACAGCGUGGCGAUGGUCAGUCCUUCGAUUCCUCCUGGCGCUGAGAACAUCAACACCUCGAUUCCCUUCGCUCCUGUCUACCCAAGCCCACAGCCGUUCGUCCCCAUUUCGGACGACACGCUCAAGGAUUGUGUUAAGAAGCAAAUGUGAGGAUUCAGAAAGUCUAGAAAAAGGCUUGCUGGGUCUCGGAAGAGAUUUUUUGAAGAGAAGUCUGAACUACUGUGAUUCGAAACUUUUGCUUUCGAGCUUUUGAUUCUGAACUUUAGCUUUCGAGCUUUUGAUUUUAAAAUGCUGCUUUUGAGCUUCUGAUUUUUAACUUUGAAGAAAUUGCCCGUCUUUCAAACACGUGCUUUCUCACGACCCUUUUUUAUCUCAAAUAAGGAAAGAAUAAUAAAAAAAACUGUGAGAAUCUAGGUGCUAACCUGAGAGCUGUGAGUUUGAAAGGCUGUCAUUUUCAGUUGAUUAAAAGCUUAUUAUCUACAUCUAAAAUGAUUUUUUUAUAAACUUUUUCUUGAAAAAAAGCUUUUUGUUGCGAUAGUUCAAUUAAUUUUCACAAAUUCUUUUGAACUUCCCAGCCAGCUUUUGUUAAUCAACCAAACUUUUUUUCGAAGCAUGUUGAUUUUGAUUUUUAGCGAAUACUACUUCUCUGAUGAUAAUCUUCAAAAAGACUUCUUCCUGCGGAGGAAAAUGAACAAAGACGGUUUUCUGCCGAUCUCCUUGAUUGCCUCCUUCCCGCGAGUCAGAUCAUUGACCCAGGAUCUCGUUCUGAUUUGUGAAGGACUUCGUGAGAGUGGAAAAGUGAGAAUAAAGAAAUAUUGGAGUAGAAAUGAUGUUGAAUUCUGAUAAUUUUAUAGUAAGUAAGUGUAUUAAGCUUUGCAGGUUUCUUUGCUGCGUGCAAAGUACUUUCAUGAAAUUCCAACUUAUUUUAUAACUAAAAAUUUGGUUAUAUCUUACCCUUUCUCUCGGGUAUUUCGAAUUUCAUAGAAUCACUUUGAACACGGCAUUUGAUUUUUAACAAACUUUUUUUCAUGUGGAUUUGAUCUCUGACAUGAAACAUUUAUUUUGUUUUUGGUUUUUUCUUAAACUUUUUUAUGAAUUAAAUAUAUUUUGGUAUUAGGAGUUUCAGAGCGUUUGAAAAGUGACUUUUUAUUAGGUUGAGCUGUCGAUUGACGAAACCAUGGUUCGACCUCGCGAAAAUCCUUCUUCCUGGCCGUUGUCUCCAACUGUCAACUCGCCAGUCGACCAAGUUCCUACCACCUCGGAGGCUAGUCAGAGGAAAUCCUCGGCGAAGGAAGAACCUGUGAAGGCGCAGGAGCCUGUCAAGAAACAGGAAUCUGCCCGUCAAGUUCAGGUUUCGUGAAUUUUUCGAGUUUUUUUUUUUACCACCUUCGUUUCCAGACGCAACCUUCCACGGCGGCUAGCACGUCAACUGCUUCGAAUGCGAGAGAUAGUGAACAGACUAUCGAGCAACCCCAAGCAGGAUCUUCAACAAACGCUCCUGAAGAAGAGGUUUUUCGAUGUUUCAAAGAUUUACUAAUUCUUAAUUUAGGUUUGGGAAGAAGUCAAGCCUAAGAAGAAGCCGAAAGGCCGCAACACCAACGACAAAAGGAAUGACUCGAAAUCGCAGAACAAGCAGCAAAGUCGUGAACAGCCGGACCUUGACUUCCAGUUCGACAAUGAGAUCAGCAGCGCUGGUGGCGCGACCCAUGCGACGCCGAAACGGGAGAAACCGCGAAAGUCUACGUUAAGGUUAAUGAAGACCCAAAAAUUUCAUUGAAAAACGACAAAAAACACGUUUUUUAUAACUGUUGGCGUUGCUUGGUAGCUUGAGUAUUGGAUAAAAAAAAGAUAUAUUUUAGAUUCUCUAGACUUUUUUUUGAGAUAACUUGCUGUCCUCUAGCCGAAAGUAUUUUGUUUGAUCAUUCAUUUAUUCCACAUGCAGUAGUAACUGAUAAAAAUCAACAUUUUUUAAAAAUAUCCUUUUUCAGUACGACUGAAGCGUUAGAAGAAGUCGGUGACGACGUUGUAAAUAAACUGAUCAUCAUGACGCCGAUGAAGCGGACGUUGGAUCGUACCGGCGACUUCACGACGCGGUCUCAGAAUCAUCUCGCCUUCAACGAAGAGGUUGAACUCGGCCUUCGACGUUAUGAGGAGGAGCUGUGGAACGAGCCGCACGAGAAGGAGACGCCUGUAAGACUCUUUUUCAACUACCUAUUUUUCGGUUCAUGAAAAUGCAGCUUGAGAAUGGAAGUCAGAAAUUUCUAACUAGAUUUCAGUAAAAAAAAAAAGGACAAAAAGUCUUGGAAAAAGGACACUUUUCUCCACAGGAAAAGCUGGUGAAGAUCGAGCUUCAGAAAUUUUUGAAAGAAGUUUGAACUCGACUUUUGAAGGCUUUUUUUGUAGGGAAAAUUUCCCAAAGUUCAAGAAACUUUAAAACAAUAUUUUUUCUUACUCUACUGAAAUAGCUGAAUUUUCAUCAAACCUCGUUCAUUCACUUUAGUUCCGUUCUAAUUUCGAACCUGUGUGAGGAAACAUGUGCUUGUUUCAUUUUGCCGACGGUAUAGUGUGUGGUGGUGCUUUUCAGCAGAAAGUCUCGACGGUCAGCCACGCCGAGUUCGCUCAGCUUCGUGGUGAGAAGGACGCCGGCGAACGGACUUCGGAGCCUCCCCCGGAGAUUCCUCCGUCCAUCGCCGCCGCCCCACCACCAUCAGUCUGGACCCAAAAGGCCAAGGAACGAGCCGCGACUUUCGAAUCGACUGUGGUACUUUUUAUAGUCUUUUGAAUCUUUAUUUUACCUCGUUAGAAUGCAUGGACUGCAUGAAAAAUGGCCUCUUUUCACUCUUAACUCGAUUUUUCCAGCCAAAGUCUCCGAUGCAACGUCGGGAGUCCGAGGAGCAGAAGAUGAGCCGCUUCUACCCGGUCAGCAAGCCGGCAACGACCCGCGACGCGAAAUCGCCAAGGAAGCAAAAGACGCGGUUCCGAACCGUUUUUGAAUGGCUUUUUAUAGAGUUUUUGUUUAGACACAGCUCAAAGCCUCCAGUUGAGAUGCCGGUUGCUUGGGUUUUGGGACGUGAAGAUCCGCCGCCCGCUCCGGUUGGCGUCGCCGCAAGUUCCAGCCAAAUCCCGGCCAAUCAUCCCUCUGUUGCUCUCCUCCAGGAGAACAACUUCGUUCAGAAUGUGUGUUGUACUUGAAUAUUUUUAUGAAAAAAAGGAAACAAAAAAAUCAGAUUUUUUUAUUGACUGUAGAUAAUUUAUAGUUUUUUAUGGAAUCGAAAAUUGGUUAAAUCAUCUUUAUUUUUUUAAUGCUUUGGAAAGAUGUUUGUUUUUCUUCAAAGAAAUUUCGUGUAGUUUCCUUCCCAUGACAAUUUUUGGCAACAAAUCACGUCAUUCGACUGAAUCAUUUCGAAAAAGACAUGAUUCAUUUGAUGAUAGUUCAAAAAAAAAUUGUGUGCUGCGCUGUAGCGAGAGUUUCUUAUUCUGUGAAAAAAUUGACCAUUUCGAAAUUUUUUUUUCUGAUAUUUUCGGUUGUCUACAAGAGAGUCGGUUUAUCGAGAAAAUAAUAGAAAACGUUUGAAAAAUUUUACGAAAACGCGGAAUAGCCUAUUCAUCCGCCAAAAAAACGAUUUCCGCGAAUUUAUGGCGUUUUCAAUGGGGGAGAAACAUUUUUAUGGAAACAGGCGACAAAUGCCUCACAUUUGAGGGAAUUCAUCUUUCUUGAAGCUUGAUCCCAAUUUUUUAUAUAGAAAUCUUGGGGCGCAAAUAAUAAGUAUAGAUUUAAUUUGCAAGUUUUCAUUUAUAGUUUUGCUGUUCAGGUUUACUCGACAUGGCGCCAGGCUUGCCUGAAGCAACGAAAGAGCCUCGGAUACGACUGUGCCGAAAUGAACACGUUGUACCGAUUCUGGUCGUUCUUCCUGCGGGACAACUUCAACAGGAGUAUGUAUGAGGAAUUCCGCAAGCUCGCGCUGGAAGACUCGGCCAUUGGGUAAUUUGAGAAGACGUCGAAGGGCUGCAUUCUAAUUGCAACUUUUGAAGAUCUCGCUACGGCAUCGAAUCUCUCUUCCGAUUCUACAGCUACGGCCUCGAGAAGAAGUUCCGACCGGAGAUUUACAAGAACUUCCAGAAGGACGUACGCGAAGACGUCGAGAAGGGAGAGCUAUACGGCCUCGAAAAACUCUUUGUCUUUUUGAAGAGGUUUUGUACCGAUUAAAAAAAAAAGUUAUCGAAAAAUUGUAGGUACAAAGGAGCCAAGCAUCUUUUAAUAGACGAAGCCUUGAAAUCGAAACUGAACGAGUACAAAAAUGUGGAUGACUUUUAUAUUGUGAGUUUGAAGAUUGCAAGAAUAUGGGCAGUAAAAUGUGAUUUUCGAGAUAUUGAAGCCGUGUAGUAAAAGUUUUAUUGCAUUUCCGAAAAUUCACUAGGAAUUUCAAAUCUCAUAUUUUACUGACCACAUGUCAUGCUGUAUUAAAAGUUAUGUCGCAAAUUUCAAAAUAGCUUUAAGGAAUCAAAAAGAUAACUUACUUUCGGAGCCAGAAAUAAUUUUGAAGUUUGCGAAAAUUACUUUGAACGCGGCAUCAAAAAAUCACGCUCAUAAAAUUUAUCAAUUUUCAGGCCAAUAAAGAGAAAAAGUGA
Molecule: messenger RNA, 7636 nt
Organism: Caenorhabditis auriculariae
Lineage: Eukaryota; Metazoa; Nematoda; Chromadorea; Rhabditida; Rhabditidae
Source: the annotation of a GenBank genome assembly